This is a messenger RNA of Ambispora gerdemannii, 318 nucleotides long. The record is from the annotation of a GenBank genome assembly. Lineage: Eukaryota; Fungi; Glomeromycota; Glomeromycetes; Archaeosporales; Ambisporaceae.
AUGAAAUAUUCUGACUUAGAGGAAGCUCAUUGUGAUAAAACACUUACUCUUAAUGGUUUACUAGCUGAUCAUCUUAGUGAAUGCAGCUAUAACAUUAGUAUUACUAAAGAUUACUCUUCUAUUGAUUCAAAAAUCACAGAAAAUAAUGAAGGCAAAGAAUUGCUUUUAAAUGUAAGUUCAAUUAAAAAGGUUCUGAAUACAGAAAAGUAUUCAAUAAUUGCUAAUGCUCCAGUUUUGAGUGAUAUCAAAGCUUUGAAUAUUCGAGAAUGCUUAGAAAGAGAAGAGAAUAUAGAUCUGACUUGUAAACUUGUCUUAUAG